Molecule: messenger RNA, 2916 nt
Organism: Tinamus guttatus (white-throated tinamou)
Lineage: Eukaryota; Metazoa; Chordata; Aves; Tinamiformes; Tinamidae
Source: RefSeq, a predicted model, not a curated record
AUGGCAACACACAAUGAUUUCACAGCAGCUAAGGGCCAUGCCCCAGCUGCUGUCUACCGCGGGAGCGUCCCUGAAGUCAAACCCGGAUGCCGAGCACUGCAAGGAGGAAGCAUCGAUUCCAACUUACAGCUUUGUGGCAGCACAUGGACUACAGCAGAAGAAGGUGAGGGCAGGAAGGGGGCCAUUUCUCCUCUGGGGGGCCAAGACGGCAAGAGUAGCCUGGAAAACCUCGACGCCGGGGCCAGAGGUGACCUCUCGCAGCUCCCCAGCCCAACCUUGAUGCAGGAUGGCAGAGAAAGGGAGGUGAGCAGCACCGUCACAGAGACCACUCGGAUCAAAGACAAACUGAAGAAGAGGAGGAUGUCCGAGGGCCUGUUAGUGUCACGCAGAGGCCUCUUGGACAGCAGUGACCCUGUGGGGCUUUUCUUGAAGCCAGCUGUGCCCAGGUCGGCUUCCCAGAGGCUCCUGGUAAAGUCCAAGCCGGUGCCACCCAUCCAACAACGUCCCCUGUCCCCUGAAACUGGUGAGGUGAGCAAUGGGGAUCCAAAGGGCUGGGAGGAUGGCACAAACGGCAGAGGCAGUGAUGAGAGCCAGGAGAGGCUGGUGUCGGAAGUAAAAGUUCGCCUCCAGCCCUGGUGUUGCAGCAAGCAGGAGAAGGAGGAGGCAGUGAGGAAGCUGCAAGCGGCGUCUGUGGUUCCCCCCAUCGCCAGGUCAGUGAGCGCGUGGGAUGGAGAUACCAGCAGCGUCGCGGGGCCUGCCCGGGGCUGUCCAGAGCCACCCUCACGAGAGCCCCUGGAGGCGAGGCCAAGAUUAGGCAGCAGAACUGAGGAGAAGACCUUUGAACCUCUGGAGCCCUGGACGCUGGAGCCAAUCCAUCCUGUUCCCUGCCACCGUGCCACUGAGGGUGCCAAGCCUGCCGGCCACUUGUCCGACUCUCUGUCGCCAUUCCCAGGCGUCUCCCUCAGCUGUGCCACAGGGAUGGACUAUCUCGGGAGCCCUGGCCUCCUAGGGGACAAUGACUGGAAGGAAAGGAACGGAAGGAUCCAUGUUACCAUAUCAAAGUCAGCUCAGGAGAAGAUGCGCCAGAAGCAAAUGAGAGAGAUGGAGCUUUUGUGUGUAGAGAGGGAGAAAGAGAGAGAAAAGGAGAAGUCCUUGCAGUUCCACGUGCAGAGCACUGACCCUGUGGGUGCUGAUGAAGAAGGCUUUGGGAUGCAAGUCAACGGGGUGGUGCCUGUUUCGGCUAGCAUGAGCAGCACGGGCAGGACCGGCGUUGGGAUGGCGCUGAGGAAGCGGGUCCCCCGGCCAUCGCUGCCCAGCAUCCCGGCCGCGAGCCAGGACGGCGGCGUCGCACGCCAUGCCUCAGCGAACUCACUGCCAGCCAUCAUCCUGGGCUGCCUGGAGUGGGGAGAGGAGCUUGACUGCGGGGACGUGGUGGUGGCGAGACCCUUCUGCCAGCCGGAGCAGGGGCUGGGCGAUGCUCUGAGCUGGCUCGGCAGCAGCGACUGGCAGCUGAAAGGAAAAGGGCUCUCCAACAUCAGACGCCUGGCUAUGUGCCACUCAGAAAUCCUUCUGUGCAGACUCCAUGACGUUUCCUUGGCAGUGACCAAAGAGGUAAACAACCUCCGCUCAAAGGUGUCUCGAUUUGCAAUUGGCACUCUUGGAGAACUCUUCAGGACCAUGAAGAAGCACAUGGACCAGGAGGUGGAGGAGGUUGCUCGGACCUUACUCCAGAAGGCGGGAGACUCCAGCGAAUUCAUUCAGAAAGCAGCAAAUCAGUCCCUCAGAAUCAUGGUGGGGAGCGUGACUCCUGCACGGGCAAUGGCUGCUCUCAUGUCCGGUGGGGUCAACCACCGAAAUGUCCUUGUCCGGAGGUGCGCCGCCGAGCACUUGCUGACCGUGAUGGAGCAGAUGGGAGCCGAGAAGCUGCUGUCGGGCUCCCGCGAGAACACCGAGCUGCUGGUGCAGGCGCUGGUGAAGCUCGCCCAGGACUGCAACCAGGACACGAGGUUUUAUGGACGGAAGAUGCUGAACAUAUUGAUGAAUCAUCCAAAAUUUGAUUGGUAUUUGAAACAGUCUCUCCCAUCACAUGACUUGAGAGAUGUUAUGGCAACAAUUAAGCAGAAAGGGACAGAAAAUCGCAUAUCCGAACCUCCAUCUACCAAAGGCCGAAAGGAGUCUAAGAAGAGCAGUUUGAUGACAUCCCAGGACACUUUGCCUUCUGACAAAGGGUCCAGCUCUGACAUCCUUGUCUUACCCCGUCAGACAGUCCGACGUACGUCGCUUCGCACAGUGGAAGAGAUUGAGCAGCUCAAGGAGCUUAACCAGCUCUUGACAGCCAAGGAGUUUCAGACAAGAAUGGAGGGUGUUGCACUCCUCUCAGAUUACUGCAAAAACAACCCCCAGCUCAUCUUGGCAAACAUUGUUCAGAUUUUUGAUGUUUUUGUCCUGAGACUUCAGGAUUCCAACAAGAAAGUGAACCAGCAAGCGCUUGAGUCCCUUGCUGCCAUGAUGCCCCUCCUUGGGCAGGGCUUGCACCCAGUGCUGGUCCCUGUGGUAGCAGCAGUCACUGACAACCUGAACUCCAAAAACGCAGGGAUUUAUGCAGCGGCUGGGAAGGUGCUGGAUGCCUCCAUUGCGCACCUGGAUAAUGUAUUGCUGCUGCAAGCACUUGCCAACCGAGUGCGUUUCCUCAGUGGCCGAGCCAUGCAGGAUGUCACCGACCGUCUGUCAGUGCUCGUGGCGUCCGUGUCACGGCGGAGGCGACCGGUGGUGGAGCGCUACGUCCUGCCUGUCCUGUGGCACCUGCUGGGCAGCACCAUGGGCAAUGGGUCACUGCCAGGCCGUGGCGGCAACGUGCGCAGCGCCGCGGCCCCCACGGCUUUGCCUGUACAUAGCGUAUCUGGAAGUAGGCUUUAA